Molecule: messenger RNA, 501 nt
Organism: Gaeumannomyces tritici R3-111a-1
Lineage: Eukaryota; Fungi; Ascomycota; Sordariomycetes; Magnaporthales; Magnaporthaceae
Exons: 2
Coding region: 1-501 (166 amino acids)
Source: RefSeq, a predicted model, not a curated record
AUGCAUCUCCUCACUGCCGCCGUUGCCACCCUCGGACUUGCCGGGACCUCCCUGGCCAUCCCCACCCUGGUCGCCCGUGACAAGUCCUCGGCUGUCGUCGACGCCGCCCAGGCGCCCCUGCCGACGCUGCUCCUCAGCGAGCUCCUGGCUGGCACCGCCCUUACCCCCGGGGGCUCCACGCUCAUAGUCACCAACGAAACCUCCACCUUCCCCCCCGCCAGCCGCCGCGGCAACUCGUGGCACCUGACGACCUACACCGGGACCUCGUGCGAGGGCGAUUGGCUCGGCUGGUCCUGGGCCGACGGCGUCGGCGCCUCGUGCGUCGUCAACGACAAAAGGGACUGGCACUCGCUCCGUGUCGAUAACUUUGGUAGCUGCAGCACCACGUUUUUCACAGGCCAUGGCUGCGGAGGCGACUGGGCGGAGGUCAUCAACGGCAACUGCAUGGGCUGGCCUCAGGCCGAACCCAUCCGCUCUGUCCGGGUGACCUGCCCCAAGUAA